This is a messenger RNA of Lethenteron reissneri (Far Eastern brook lamprey), 9315 nucleotides long. It is a transcript of the gene NPC1, whose product is annotated as NPC intracellular cholesterol transporter 1. Gene Ontology annotation, molecular function: lipid carrier activity; cholesterol binding. Gene Ontology annotation, cellular component: plasma membrane. NCBI's taxonomy places the organism in Eukaryota, Metazoa, Chordata, Hyperoartia, Petromyzontiformes, Petromyzontidae. The record is from RefSeq and is a predicted model, not a curated record. Gene Ontology annotation, biological process: sterol transport; cholesterol homeostasis; intestinal cholesterol absorption.
GCAGGAGGAGGCGGUAUGGCUCGGCUCGGUCUCGGGCUCGGUCUCGGGCUCGUUCUCGGGCUCGCUCUCGGGGUCGCUCUGCUCGCGGCGGCCACGGCGGUGACGCGAGGCUUGGAACAAGAUAGGAACCAGGUGCACUUGCCCAAUUACUGUGUGUGGUACGGAGAGUGUGGAUUGAAUCCACAAACCCAGAAGGCUUACAACUGCUUCUACAAUGGCACGGCUAAGCCUCUUCCUCACGAAGGCUACGAACUCCUCAAGGAGCUGUGUCCCAGCAUGGUGCAGGAGAACGUGUCCACGUGCUGCGACGUCAAGCAGCUGAGAACCCUCAAGGAGAACAUGGCGGUGCCCUUGCAGUUCCUGUCCAGAUGCCCCUCCUGCUUCUACAACUUAAUGACCUUUUACUGUGAGCUGACGUGCAGCGUCAACCAGAGCACUUUCCUCAACGUCACACAGACCGAAUACUCCAACACCACAGGGAUGAGCAUCACCAGACUUCAAUACUACAUCUCUAAAACCUUUUCAAAUGGGAUGUUCAACUCGUGCAAGGACGUGACAUCGCCCUCCAGCAACGACAAGGCCCUGGGGCUGCUGUGUGGGCGCGACGCCAAAGACUGCAAUGCCACUAACUGGAUUGAGUACAUGUGCAGCACGAGCAAUGGGCAGACCCCCUUCCAGAUCGACCCCGUCUUCACCGAUGUGCCUGAGGACCCCAUGGUGCCCAUGAACGUAGCAACACUCGGCUGUAACGAGUCUGCGGAUGAUGACACGGGGCCGUGCUCUUGCCAAGACUGCGCGUCGAUGUGUGGGCCCAAGCCACAGCCACCCCCCACCCCUCCUCCUUGGACCAUCUUUGGCUUGGAUGCCAUGGUCGUCAUCAUGGCCCUCAGCUACAUGUCAUUCCUCUGGAUCUUCUUAAGCAUCGUCGUCUGCAUGUUCUGCUAUUGGAGCAAUCCCAUGGGGGCCGAGUCGGACUACGUUCCCAUCUCGCACACCACCAAAGCGAGCAACACCAUCAACGGAGACACCAGCCCCAACGACCAGAGCGUAUCGCUGUUCGAGCGCCUGGGAGAGCGGUUUGAGAGCGGCCUGCGCGAGGGGUUUGCUCGCUGGGGCGCCACCUGCGUGCUGCACCCGUUGCCCGUGCUGCUCUGCUCCCUGGUGCUCGUGGCCACGUGCUCAGCGGGGCUCGCCCUGAUGACCAUCACCACCGACCCCGUGGAGCUGUGGUCAGCGCCCAGCAGCCAGGCUCGCCGCGAGAAGGCCUACUUUGACUCGAAGUUCGGGCCCUUCUUCCGCACGGAGCAGCUGAUCAUACAGGCCAUUGAUACCAACACGUCCACCUACUCUCCUUACCCGUCGGGAAAUGAUGUGCCGUUUGGUCCACCUCUCCGUCUGGACAUUCUCUUCCAGGUGCUGGACCUGCAGACAGCAGUGGAGAUGAUGGAAGUGCCCCACAAUGGAACCAACGUCACACUUAAGGACAUCUGCCUUGCCCCACUGGCGCCCACCAACAACAACUGCACCAUCAUCAGCGUGCUCAACUACUUCCAGAACAGCUACAAGCAACUGAAUCGUACCGUGGGUGAUGAUUUCUACGUCUGGGCCGACUAUCACUCUCACUUCCUCUACUGCGUACGUGCUCCGACUUCAGUGAAUGACACGACCCCGCUGCACGACCCCUGUCUGGGCACGUUUGGGGGCCCUGUGUUCCCGUGGCUCGCUCUGGGAGGCUAUGACGGUGAUAAUUACAACAACGCCACGGCCCUGGUCAUAACCUUCCCUGUUGUCAACUACCACAACAACUCGGAAAAGAUGGCUGCUAUUUUGGCAUGGGAACAAGGGUUCAUUGAUCUGGUGAAGAACUACAACAACCCCAAUCUGAGCAUCGUGUACUCGGCGGAGCGCAGCAUUGAGGACGAGAUCAACCGGGAGAGCACUGGCGACGUGCGCACCGUGCUCAUCAGCUACGCCGUCAUGUUCGUGUACAUCUCUCUUGCACUGGGACACAUCCGGAGCAUCUUCACGCUGGCGGUUGACUCAAAGAUCUCGCUGGCCAUGGCAGGGAUCGCCAUUGUCCUCUGCUCCGUGUCUUCCUCUCUGGGCAUCUUCAGUUACGCGGGCAUCCCACUUACGCUCAUCGUCAUUGAGGUCAUCCCCUUCCUCGUGCUGGCAGUCGGCGUGGACAACAUCUUCAUCCUCGUGCAGGCUUACCAGAGAGACGAACGCCGUGCGGAAGAGAAGGCGCAUGAGCAGAUUGGCCGGAUCCUGGGAGAUGUUGCUCCAAGCAUGCUGCUGACCUCCACUUCAGAGACCUUGGCCUUCUUUCUGGGCGCCUUGUCCGACAUGCCGGCUGUGCGCACCUUCUCGCUGUUUGCCGGCAUGGCUGUGCUCAUCGACUUCCUGCUACAGGUCACCUGCUUCGUCAGCCUCAUGGGCCUCGAUGCGCGGAGGCAGGAGGAGGGUCAUUUCGACAUCGUGUGCUGCUUGAAGACCAGCGUUCCUCCGCCGGACGAGAGUCAGCACGGCCUGCUAUUCCGCUUUUUCAAGAAUCUUUUUGCCCCUGUGCUGCUGAGCGAGUGUGUGCGGCCUGUUGUGAUGUCGGUGUUUGUGGCGGCGCUUGCCUUCAGUGUGGCUGUCGUCAACAAGAUUGAAAUCGGUCUGGACCAGAGGCUCUCCAUGCCUGAUGAUUCUUACGUGUUGACGUACUUCACCGCGUUAAACCGUUUUCUGCACUCGGGCCCGCCGGUGUACUUUGUGGUGGAGGACGGUCACGACUACUUGACGCUGGAGGGACAAAACGUCAUCUGCGGAGGGGUCGGCUGCAAUAACAACUCGCUGGUGGAGCAGCUCUACCUCGCUGCGCAGCUGCCCAACUACACCAGGAUUGGCUACGCUCCGUCCUCUUGGAUCGAUGAUUACUUUGAUUGGGUGAAGCCACAAUCCAGCUGCUGCAGAGUGUUUAACUCCACUGGGGACUUCUGCAAUGCGAGCCUGCCCGGCCCGGAUUGCGUUCCCUGCCGUCCACUCACGCGAGAGGGAAAGCAGCGACCGCUUGGCGAUAACUUUACUCACUUCCUGCCUAUGUUCCUCUCCGACAACCCAAGCAUGCAUUGUGCAAAAGGGGGACACGCAGCGUAUGGCAGUGCGGUGUCGGUGAAUGGCUCCCACGUUGGCGCCACCUACUUCAUGAGCUACCACACCAUCCUCACCGAGUCAGGGGACUUCAUUGCUGCCUUGAGGAACGCUCGCACCAUCGCCACCAACAUCACAGCCGCCCUUGGCCCCACGCUCCCAAAAUACAGGGUCUUCGCGUACAGCAUUUUUUACGUCUUCUACGAGCAGUACCUGACCAUUGUAAACGACACGGUGUUCAACCUGAGCUUGUCGCUGGGAGCCGUCUUCCUGGUCUCCAUCCUGCUCCUGGGCUUGGAGGUGUGGUCAGCGCUCACCCUGACCCUCACCAUUGCCAUGAUCCUCACCGACAUGCUGGGCGUCAUGUGGCUGUGGAGCAUCAGCCUCAACGCCGUGUCUCUUGUCAACCUCGUCAUGUGUGUGGGGAUAUCGGUGGAGUUCUGCAGUCACAUCGUGCGUGCGUUCUCAGUCAGCACUCAGCCCACCCGUGCACUGCGCGCCAAGGAGGCUCUGGCUCACAUGGGUAGCUCGGUGUUCAGCGGCAUCACGUUGACAAAGUUUGGUGGGAUUGUGGUGCUGGCCUUCUCCAAGUCGCAGAUAUUCAAGAUCUUCUAUUUCCGCAUGUACCUCUCCAUGGUGCUGCUGGGGGCAGCUCACGGACUUAUAUUCCUGCCCGUCUUGCUCAGCUAUGUUGGUGCGCCGGUGAACAAGGCCAAAGUGUUGGCUGCCCUGGAGAGGAGGAAGGGCACCGAGAGGGAGUCCCUGGCAGGCUCCUCCGUUCGGACUCGCUUCUCCGUAGGAGGGUGGUAUUAAUGCCUGGAGCCUUGCACACACACACAGACGGCUGGAAACAUGCACAAACGUGUGGUGGCCCCACAAGCAGAUGCUUCACACAGACAGGCACGCACACGACACACUGUGACACUCGGAUGGGUGAAAACUGAAAAUCAAGUUGUACGCGCAUGGGGGGUGCGUAUGACCGAUAACAUUAAGCAACAGAUCGAAAGCACGCAAACUGACUUCUCACUCGCAAAUUACACAGAAUUGGAUGUGCAUUACAGUCUACGCCUGUCCACAAUUCUCAUGCCCUGCACGCAGGCACUGGGUAGACUUUGUUGUGCAUGUGCACGCUGAGUCUCUGCAUUAUUCACACGUAAGUUAUUACAACAUUUUACCGUUUAAAUAAAGUUUUGCAACACAUUUUAAAGCUUACAUUUAUGCACUUAAAUACAAAUUAUCCUGAUAGCUAAUACACGCUGGAGAAGUACAGUAAAAAUAUAGUUUCUAAAUGAAUGAUAAAACUAUUAAGUCACGUAGAUAGAAAAUUAAUAGAUCACAACGUUUCGAUCGCAACACAAGCAACCGUCAUCAGGUGAAACAAACACAGCAGGAGAACUGCUGACAUAGGAGGCGAUGAUAGCAUUGUGAAGACAUUGGAACGUGAGGAAAUGCAAAACCCACCCAUGUACUGAAGUUGUCAUUUUGAAUGGCUACGCCUAACUCGUGUUUCUUUUCUGUGCACUGUGGAUAUCUUAAGACGAUGAAGAACAAUGCGGCAGUGCCAUUGAGCUACUGUUAGUGUAGCGUUGUGGACAAGUUACGCGUCUGGCAAUAAGACAAAGCAAGUUUAUGUUAAAUGCUGAAUAGGCUCGAACUUGAAAGUUUCAUUUAUCCUGAAAUCCAGUUUUAAAUCUUUAAGAGGAAAGCCGCUUGUGGAAGGCCAUCCCAGCCUCCCCCUUCCCCAUACUUAAUCAUGCUGAUUGUGAUUGCUGCUAAUUUAAAGCAGUUUGUUAAAAUUGCAUAAUUGAUACUCGGUUAAUGUUAAGAGGGCACGAGGUGUUUUGAUCCACUUCACGUUCGUAUUCGUCUUAAUAUGCAAUGACUGGAAACAUGUUGAGCAUUGCAGACUUUAUUAAGUUACGUGCAAAGUUCAUCUCAAAAGUGGUUGUUAUUUAUUAAUAUUGGCAAAUGUCAUCGAUCUGAAUCCAGAGAUUAUAUUAGCUUUCAAACCUGGGCUCGGUCGCUCUUGCGUACGUUUUAGAUUCCUGAAUUCCGCAACGAGCGAGGAGGAGCGUCCAAUAAUUUAAGAAGCGCCGAUUGUUUGUUUGCGAAUCCUUGAUAUACAUCUUGAUUACCUCCUAAAAUACUCUAAAUUUUCCUCCCUAACGUUUGAGACUCAUUUAUAUUUAACUGCAUUCCUUUGCAAUAUUAGCAUGUGGUGAAAUAACUUCGGGUGCACAUUUAAACACACGCUUGUAUAAUUGUUGAACAGCAAGUAAAUUGUAUUCCACGUGUUGUAGCUGUGCCUCCUCAAUAACAUAGCUAUUCACUGGCGCUAAUUCACACAUAGUUGUUUAUUGGAAGAUUGCAAAGUGUAUUUUUGUUGUUGAAAACUGCCCGAGAUAGAUUGAAUGAAACAUGGUCAAAGUUGCUAUCAAGUAUUGUGGAGCUUCUCGUUAUGGGUUAAAAUACUGUGGUGCACUAACUUGCUUUUAGAAAACUGCACGCGAACAGUGGAUGCAUACAUCACAAAGUCAAUUAAUUGCAAUUGCUUACUUACGGUAGAUUCGACACAAAAGUGUGCUUGUGGUUCAUUGUUCAAAAGAGAACAGGUGGGAAGGCAUCUGCUUAUGAGGGAGGGUGUAGAGGAGGGUCGAGGAAAAGAGGAUAGAUACGUCGGGAUAGUGUGGGGUCAGGGUAGUGGAUGGUUACAGAAAUAUGAACAACACCCUCGAAGAUAAAUCGGCACGUGCGUUUAACUCCCCGUGCAAUUGAGUUACAGCGAAGCGGUAGUUUGGUGUAUUGCACAGUUUAAGUGCAAGUGUUCCAGUACAUUUUAACCACAUUUUCCUUGCUUAUCAGCAUGGCUUGCGGGUGAUGAACUGUUGUACCUUGCUUCCUUGUUCACAAACAACUCCACUGGUAUUCAGGCAAUAUAUGCAAUAUAUACAACAUGAAAACAACACUGGAAUUUCCUAUACCCAGGCUUGUAAUGGAAUGAAAUUAAUUGAUGUUGCUCUGCAGAUGCAUUUAAUCUACAUGAAUUAUAUUGGCUCUUAAAGAGACGUGCCAUUGCGUGUGUUUAGGUAAUGCUGCAAGUCAAUGUAGCGGACAUGCAAAUGCAUCAGUGUUCAUUGCCCUGUCACUGGGGUUUGUGCGUUGUCUUUGUGGGUUCUACAGCCACAGCUUAACCAAGCCAUUGAAGGGACUGCUGGUUGAUAGUUAACUGGUAAUUGCACAAUAACCAACAUAGCAAAUUGAAACGAACAUUUUACAAUUAAACCUAGAAUAUACCGAAUGAUAUUUAUUUUUUCUGCGUUAUGAAGGUAGUUGUGAAUGGUUGGUUGUGAACGGUCGUCAUCCGUUUGAUAUUCCAGAGAAUCCGAGGGGUUCAUUGAAGGGAUUUGUAACCAUUUUUUGUGUGGCCAAGGAAGCGGUGAAGGCGGUGUUGGAUUUUCGUUUAAUAAUGCAUUCCUGUGUUUCAUGUUGGGGAGACAUUACCAUUAAAACUAGUUUAGAUGUAAAUACUGAAAUGGUAAAUUGCUAAAAUCUUUUAUUUUUGUUGUGAUUGAUCAUUUCUGAUCACACUCGGCUUGUGCCAGCACACACUGCAUAGGCGCCAAUACUUUUGUAUUACAGCACUUGACAGCUUCAUCUUAUGUGAAGCGGUCUUAAGCGAAUCGUAAAAAUAAAUUGUUCCCGUGGCUGAAUUGACCCCCCCCCCCCAUCCCUUAGCUACUCUUUAUUUUAAUCAUAGGGGGGGGCGAGAAACACCUUUGCAUUUACGCUGUACUCGCCACGUUUCGGUCAUGGGACGACAUUGCACGACUCGACGGUUUCUUCUUCGCUUCAAGCGGCAUCCGACGACUUGUGGGGGGUGUUGCCUAGUUGUGCUGCUGGGGAUCUGCAUUCCGAAUGGAUAUUUGCGCUAUCGGCACGUCUGUAAACCACCGAGCAUUGGGACUAAAUGGUCAGCGCAAUGGAGGCUUUUGUCAUGGGACUAACCCACAUACGAUUGCAGGAGGGUGGAGGAGCCUACAUGCCUGGCAAGGAGCCUUACACCCCUUGCCAAGGUAUGUACGCAUCAUGUCAAAUCGCUAGGCGAGACAGGUAGAAUUGCUUCUAUAAUUUUCCGUGCGAGAUUUAGCAUUUGAACGACUAACAGAUUCCCGUGCCAGCAUCGCAAUAUGCGUCUCACCGCCCUGCGUGAAAUGUUUAAUUUCAUUGAAGCGGAGCCGUUUUGGCCAUGAGGAUAUUCUAAUGACAACUGUGCAUACACCCUCCGAUUCUGAUUUAGGAUAUUGUGGCAGUUUUGUUUAAUAAAAAGUGCCUCGUGCAUUGUAAAUGAUCGCUGUGUUUCCUGCAAUGUUGUUGUGGCAGCAAUCGGUGGACACAAGCAUAAUACUCUUGAAGCGCACAUCUCGGCAGUUCACGUUGGAAAUUAAUGCUCUGGGUUGUCAUUGCGUUGAUCAGCUUCACAACACGCACCUCAAGCAACUUCGUACAGCUCAGGAUGUCAGUUCGCUUGGGUUUCAGUUGGGACCUUAAUAUUACAGUACUUAGUUUUUACCAAGUUAAAGGGUGCUUGUCUGUAUUAAAUUUGUAUUUACAGUUGUCAUUUUACUGUAACAUACACACAUUGUUCUUGUUUACUGUGGUCCAUGGGGCAGGAUGCUGUUUGCUGCAGUGCUUAAGUUCAGCCUGAACAGUGCAGAACAUCGAUCAGGGAAUUGGUUUUACACGGCAAAUCCAUUAUCUCGCCUUGUUUUAUACGCGCAAUUUUCAUAUAACUGUUCAUAGCAUUAUAGAAAUAUAAAAUACGAUAACAGACGUUAUUACGGAUAGUAGUGCCUUACGCCAGUAAUCCCAACUUCCAAGCCAAGCUUAGCAGCGCUACAGAAAAUACGUGGUCAGAAACUCGCUGCUGGUUAGUGGUCAUGACUACAGACAUUUUGCAAAAAAUGGCGUAGUUUUUUGUAAAAAUGUAGGUUUAUUGUGAAGUAAACGCCAUUACCGAGCACUUAAAUAAUAAAAUAGAACACCUCGGGAAUGUGUAAGAGCAAUGCUGGUACCACCGUGGCCCGCUGGAAAUCGCAGCUGCUGAUCCCAUUCGCCGUUGAGUCGUCCCCAUUGUACAGUGCCUAUGUAGUGGUGACACGGGCUGCUUACCCACAACCUCAACCUCGCGUCUUUCCCCAGCCAUUGUUACAAAGUCCCAUGUGGAUAUUGUUAAAGUAGAAGUUUAUUUUUCCUUGAUUUAAUAUUUGAAUGUAGUUUACAUCACUUUUACCUAUUUCUGUACACACGUUGGUGAUACUGCGUUGGCAGUACGCUACAAAUAACAAAGGACUCGACGCAUCUGUCAAUGACACUUGCCUUAAAAAUGAUCGUGCAUGUGUAUACAUAAUAGGCGUUGGGCUUUUGGCAAUUGCCCUUCAUAGCUCAUUAAUAGAUGGGAGAGGGUAAGAGUUGGGGCCUGCUCUUGACACCGUGGGGCUCUCUGAGAAUUAACUUUUAAAAUGUUUCCUGAUUAACUCGCCUUAGACGGGUGUGAAUAGUAGCUAUUGAGAAACAGCCAAGCCCCUUAAAUAACCCCUGGCCUUAUGAAUGUGCUGUGAAGAAUAGACAUUGCCUGCACAUUUCCUUUGAAGGCAACGGUGUUAUUUAUGAAUGCGAUUUUUCCGUGCAUCCUGUCCGCGUUCAUAGUCUCGGGUUGUCGUAUAUUUGUAAUGAUCAGGGCUGCUAAGAAGCACAAUUCUGAAAUUGGUUAUCAUUUUUGUGUGUUAAUGCCAUUGGGUGGGUUUUUUUUCUCCGAGAGAAUCCAAUUAACGUGCAUUAUGGAGAUUUCCUUUUGGCAACAAAUCCAUCCAAAGUGCUUCCUAUAGUCGCUGGGAAACAACGGUGUGGAACUACAAUGAUUUGUAAAGGCAAUAUGUAGUUAUACUUGUGUAUAUGUGCCAAUGUAAGUCUUGUUACCACAAUUUGUGUGUUUUGGCACUGAAAACGAUGUUUAUUUUUCAAGUGCUAAGACCAAAAGAGGAUGAAUUCCUGCAGUCACGAAAGCUUUAAAUCGACAUGAAUACAGUUUGAGAGACAUUUCCAUCUGUGACUAAAAUGGUAUCCACUUAUGAUUUCAUUCGCAUGGUUUUGUAACAUUUGAAAAUAAACGUUAAACUCGAA